AUGCGUUUCUCCGGGAUCGUCGCCACGCUGUUGGCAGGUGCCGGCGUGUCUGCCCACCCUGGCGACUACUCAAAGCUUGAGCGUCGGGCCUUGGCCACAUCGGAACCACACUACCCUCAGCCAUGGAUGAACCCAGACGCAGAUGGGUGGCAAGAGGCCUAUGUCAAAGCAAAGGACUUCGUCUCGCAGAUGACCCUGCUCGAAAAAGUUAACCUGACAACCGGCGUAGGCUGGGCAAGCGAUCUAUGUGUUGGCAACGUUGGUGCCGUCCCCCGCCUGGGUCUCCGAAGCCUCUGUCUGCAGGACUCUCCCACCGGUGUCCGUUUCGCCGAUUGGGUCUCGGUCUUUCCUGCUGGUAUCACUACCGGUGCCACGUUCGAUAAGGGACUGAUGUACCGCCGUGGAUAUGCUAUGGGCCAAGAAGCCAAGGACAAAGGCAUCAACGUCCUUCUUGGUCCCGUUGCUGGAGGAAUUGGCCGCGUGGCUGCUGGUGGACGAGCGUGGGAGUCGUUCGGCGCUGAUCCAGUGCUUACCGGAUAUGGUAUGAUCGAGACAAUCAAGGGUAUCCAGGACACGGGCGUCAUUGCCACCGCCAAACAUCUCAUCGGCAACGAGCAAGAGCAUUUCCGCCAGGUUGGUGAAGAGCGAGGCCGUGGUGUCAACAUCAGCGAGUCACUCUCCUCCAAUAUUGAUGACAAGACUAUGCACGAGUUGUACCUAUGGCCUUUUGCAGAUGCAGUGCGCGCCGGUGUCGGCUCGGUCAUGUGCUCUUACACGCAGAUCAACAACUCUUACGGUUGCCAGAACAGCAAGCUCCUCAACGGUCUGCUCAAGGACGAGCUUGGCUUCCAGGGAUUCGUCAUGUCUGACUGGCAGGCUCAACACACUGGCGCGGCCAGCGCUGCGGCCGGUCUUGAUAUGUCAAUGCCUGGUGAUACCGAAUUCAACACCGGUCUUAGCUUCUGGGGAACCAACUUGACCCUGGCUGUCGUCAACGGAACUGUUGCCGAAUGGCGCAUCGACGACAUGGCGAUGCGAAUCAUGGCCGCCUUCUUCAAGGUUGGCAACACGCUGGAUCAGCCAGAAAUCAACUUCAGCUCGUGGACCAAGAACACCUUCGGCCCCCUUCACUCGUCAUCCGGGAAUAGGAUCCAGCAGGUUAACCAGCAUGUCGACGUCCGUCGCGACCAUGGCAACUUGAUUCGCGAGGUUGCCGCCAAGGGAACCGUGCUUCUCAAGAACACCAACAACGCGCUCCCGCUCAACAAGCCCAAGUUCCUGGCCGUCAUUGGCGACGAUGCCGGUUCCAACCCGCGCGGCCCCAAUGGUUGUUCAGACCGUGGCUGCCUCCAAGGAACUUUGGGUAUGGCCUGGGGUUCUGGCACAGCUGACUUCCCCUAUCUCAUCACUCCCGACGCAGCUCUCCAAGCUCAGGCCAUCGAAGAUAACACACGCUAUGAGAGCAUCUUGAGCAACUAUGCCACGGCACAGACCCAAGCUCUUGUCAGCCAAGCCCACGCAACCGCCAUCGUCUUUGUUGCUGCUUCUUCGGGAGAAGGCUACAUCGACUUUGAUGGAAACAAGGGAGACCGCAACAACUUGACCCUUUGGUAUGACGGUGACUCGCUGGUCAAGAACGUUAGCUCUGUGUGCAACAACACCAUCGUCGUCAUUCACUCUACCGGCCCGACCAUCCUGACCGAGUGGUACGAUAACCCCAACGUUACUGCUAUCGUCUGGGCAGGUGUUCCGGGACAGGAGUCCGGCCGUGCCAUCACCGACGUCCUCUACGGCCGCGUCAACCCCGCUGGCCGCUCGCCCUUCACCUGGGGCAAGACCCGCGAGAGCUACGGCACAGAUGUCCUGUACACUCCCAACAACGGCAACGAGGCACCGCAGCAGGACUACACCGAGGGCGUCUUCAUCGACUACCGCCACUUUGACAAGCAGAAGGACGAGCCCGUCUACGAAUUCGGCCACGGCUUGAGCUACACGACCUUUGAGUACUCCAACAUCCGCGUCGAGAAGGCCCAGGCUAGUGAAUACAAGCCCACGACCGGCCAGACCAUCCCGGCUCCUGUCUUAGGCGCCAACGUCUCCAAGGACCUUUCCGAGUACACAUUCCCAUCCGACCAAUUCCCGCACAUCUACCUCUUCAUCUACCCAUACCUGAACACCAGCGCCUCGGGCAAGGAAGCCUCGCAGGAUCCCCACUAUGGCGGCACGGCCGAGCAGUUCCUGCCUCCCAAGGCCCUCGACGGCUCGCCCCAGCCCCUGCUCCGCUCCUCGGGCAAGAACUCGCCCGGCGGCAACCGCCAGCUCUACGACACCUUGUACACCGUCACGGCGACCAUCACCAACACCGGCAAGAUCGUGGGCGAGGAGGUGCCGCAGCUGUACGUGUCGCACGGCGGUCCUGAAGACCCGCCCGUCGUCCUCCGGGGCUUCGAGCGCAUCCGUCUUGACCCCGGUCAGAGCGGUACCUUCAAGGUUGACCUUACCAGGAGGGACGUGAGCAACUGGGACGUCAACGUCCAGGACUGGGUCAUUACCGAGUACCCCAAGAAGGUGUUUGUCGGAAGCAGCAGCAGGAAGCUCCACCUGAGUGCAGACCUGAACUGA
Molecule: messenger RNA, 2622 nt
Organism: Pyricularia pennisetigena
Lineage: Eukaryota; Fungi; Ascomycota; Sordariomycetes; Magnaporthales; Pyriculariaceae
Exons: 9
Coding region: 1-2622 (873 amino acids)
Biological process (GO): glucan catabolic process
Molecular function (GO): beta-glucosidase activity
Source: RefSeq, a predicted model, not a curated record